This is a messenger RNA of Lycium ferocissimum, 1443 nucleotides long. Its product is annotated as protein HYPER-SENSITIVITY-RELATED 4-like. The coding region runs from base 210 to 842 and encodes 210 amino acids. NCBI's taxonomy places the organism in Eukaryota, Viridiplantae, Streptophyta, Magnoliopsida, Solanales, Solanaceae. The record is from RefSeq and is a predicted model, not a curated record. The transcript has a single exon.
UGCUCCCCUUCUUCUGAAACAAGCUAAUGUCCCCUUCACAUUGACUAGUAUGCCUCUGAAACAAAAUAUCAAUUAGCUUCUGCUAAAAGUUUGCAAUUUUAGCUGGAUAUAAAAGCCUUGUUUUGGUAACUACUUGAAGCCAUGCAGACAGAAUAAACCCUCUUAUUCCUACUUCCCUGUUAAACCAAUCAAAGUUGAAUCCAAACAACAUGUUUUCUCUUUCAAGAAUGCCUUCAACUACAGCAGUGUUAUCAGCAUACACCACUGUGACUGCCUCAGCAGUAUUAAUAAGAAUUUUACUAUAUGAAGUUCAAAAUAUGACCAAUCAGCUCUUACCAAGAAACCUGCAAGAGAAAUUUUUCUCAAAAAUUGGAUAUUUUGUGGGAAACCUCUCUUCCCAAAUGUGUCUUAUCAUUGAGGAAAACAAUGGCCUUAUCCUCAAUGAAGUCUUUGAAGCUUCUAAAUUGUACUUAGGCACUAUACAAAUCAGCCCUUCAACUCAAAGGCUCAAAAUUGCCAAGGCCGAAAAGGAAAAGAAAUUUUCAAUCAGUAUCAACAAGGAUGAGAAAAUCUUAGACACUUUUGAAGGUAUACAACUCAUUUGGGAAUUGAAAAUUGUUGAAACUCAAAGGACUACUUUUGAUUAUGAAGGCGGAGGCUUCUCCUCAGAAAACAUGGAACGAAAAUCGUUUGAACUUAGUUUCAACAAGGAGUACAAGGAAAUGGUCUUGAACUCCUAUUUGCCAUUCAUUCUCGAAAGAUCAAAAGCUAUAAAAGAAGAGAACAAGAUGGCAAUGUUACAAUUUAUUUUCCUUCUACUUUAUGAUUUGCAUAAAUGGUAGAAUAUUUACUUUCAUUUGACUCUAUAACAGGUAAUGCUCUCCACAUUAGGGAGCUACGGGGAGGGUGUCUAUCUUGACCAUCCAUCUACAUUUGAGACACUAGCAAUGGAUCCCAAGCUCAAGAAAGAGCUCGUGGAUGACUUAGAUAGAUUUGUUAAAAGAAGAGAUAAUUAUCGGAGAGUUGGCAAGGCUUGGAAACGCGGUUAUUUGUUGUAUGGACCUCCAGGAACAGGCAAACCUAGCUUGAUUGCAGCCAUGGCUAAUUAGCUUAAAUUUGACAUUUAUGAUAUGGAGCUUUCUGGUCUUCAAAGCAAUGCUGAUCUCAGAAGACAGUUAGUUUAUACCAAGAACAAAUCAAUUCUUGUGAUCGAGGACAUUGAUUGCAGUAUUGAACUGCGGAACAGAAAUGAUGCAGCAUAUAAGCAGAGUGAAAGCCAGGUACCAAAACAGUACUUUAACUUAUAUAUACACGGGAACUGCAAAGAAUUUUUAUGCUAUUGCUGUAGGUUAACUGCUUUAUUUUCUAAGUUACUAAUUUUGACAUAUUGUAGUAAGUUAACCACCUUACCUUUUUAGGUCACUAAUUCACUUAUUAUGCACG